This is a messenger RNA of Venustampulla echinocandica, 21894 nucleotides long. RefSeq lists its product as uncharacterized. Gene Ontology annotation, molecular function: catalytic activity; phosphopantetheine binding. The record is from RefSeq and is a predicted model, not a curated record. The coding region runs from base 1 to 21894 and encodes 7297 amino acids. Gene Ontology annotation, biological process: amino acid activation for nonribosomal peptide biosynthetic process; secondary metabolite biosynthetic process. Gene Ontology annotation, cellular component: cytoplasm. NCBI's taxonomy places the organism in Eukaryota, Fungi, Ascomycota, Leotiomycetes, Helotiales, Pleuroascaceae. The transcript has 4 exons.
AUGGGAGAGUACACAGAGCCCACCGCAUUCGAGAUCCCCGCAGAGGAGUCUAACUAUCUCCAAAAUGAGACCAAGGUAGAUACCUGCUAUUUCCCCCUCCUAACCAAUGGUGUUAUUAUAGAACAAGAUGCUUCCCGCAAGGGACUAGAUAUGAACCGCUAUGUCACACCGAUUGACCUCGGACGACUUAGCAGCAGCGGAGAGCUUCGUGCCUUCUGCGCCAAACAUAAUUUUGACGCCCCGGCACUCUUCCAAUUUGCAUGGAGUGUAGUUCUUGCGAGUUAUAUCGGUACGCAAAAUGUGAACUUCAUUGCGGUGAAGUCUCAGAAAGAAAAAAUCGAAGUUGGAAUUUGCGAAGUCGAACUUGAUGAUGGAGCCUCAACAAUCGAGGCUUUAAAGAAUGUCGAGGAAAAGAUGAAAGGGAGCUACUCGACACAACACAGAACGCCCCUUUCGGAGCUACAAAUGCUAAUGACAGCAGAAGGACGCCCAGCGUUCAACAGCGUUGUGGUUUUCCAAGAAUUAGACGAAAGGUUGUCUAGAACAGCCGCCCGAGAAGAACGUCUCGAAGGUGAUUUCAUGUGUAUUACCGUCAGAGAGACUUUAUCGCGAGUCGAAGUCGAACUCGCCUACCCAAGCUCCCUUCUUCCCACAGCACAAGCACAAAAUGUCGCUUCGACAUUCAGCCAAGCUUUGAUGGAAAUUGUUGAGCAACCACUGAACAAGGUUGGAGAAAUUGAUUUGGUUGGCCUAGCUCACUUGGCACAAAUCUGGAGAUGGAACAAGGAGAUGCCCAGGGCGAUCUCCAAACGCGUCAAUGAUCUUAUUGAAGCACAGGCCAAACUCCGGCCAGAAGCUCAGGCCGUUGUAGCCGAGGACGGAGAACUUUCAUACGGCAUGCUCAGCAACCUUUCCACAAGACUGGCUCACCACCUCGUUGGACUCGGUGUCGGCCCAGAGAAUGUUGUUCCCCUUAGCUUCGAGAAGUCGAAGUGGGCGAUCGUAGCUAUGCUCGGUGUGAUCAAGGCAGGAGCUGCGAUUGUGAACUUGGAUGCCCAGCAACCGAUGGCGCGGUUGAAUGGGUUGAUGGACAAAUUGAAGGCUACCUUGGUCCUCACAUCACAGAGGUAUGGGAAGCUAUGGGAGGAUCGGAUGAUGGUCUUUGUUGUCGACCAAGAGAACAUCAUAAAUUUGGCCCACCACGCCGAGCCACCUGUCACUACCGCCACCCCAAACAACAUCCUAUAUGUGAUCUUCACUUCGGGGAGUACCGGGACUCCAAAGGGUUGUGUGAUUGAGCAUGAAUCCUUUCUCACUGCGGCCGCAGCUCACGUUAAGGCCUCAAACAUGACCAACAAAAGCCGUGUUUUCCAAGGUACACCAUAUACGUUUGACGUCAGUAUGCUUGAAAUCUUUACUGCGUUGAGCGUUGGAGCGUGUGUAUGUUCUUGUGGAGAUGAGAUGGCGAAGGGUGGUAUUGCAAACGUUAUUAACAAGCUUGGCAUUACCUGGACCUUUAUGACGCCGUCUUUGGUACGGUUGAUAGAGCCCGCAGAUGUUCCGGGCUUGGAGACGCUAGCUUUAGGCGGAGAACCGCUCUCAACCGGCGAUGUUCGAGUUUGGGCGGAUCGUCUGCACCUGGUCAAUGGCUAUGGGCCGACUGAAACAUCAGUUGCCGCCACGAUAAAUGCGCCCCUUAGCCUUGAGACAGAUCCUGCAAAUAUCGGCCGUGGCGUGGGAUCGCUUUGCUGGAUUGUCAAGGCUGACGAUCACAAUACACUUGUGCCCAUCGGCGCGGUUGGCGAGUUGAUUGUCCAAGGACCAAUCGUUGCUAGGGGCUAUUUCCAAAGCCCGGAGAAGACCCAGGAGGUAUUCAUUGAGGAUCCUCCUACCUUCGCCGAAAAACUGCCUGGAUUGGCGCCAAUGAGACUUUACAAGACUGGAGAUCUCGUCCGCUAUAACAGCGAUGGUACAAUUCAAUUUAUUGGUCGGAAGGAUAAGCAAGUCAAGUUGAGAGGACAACGCUUGGAGCUUGGAGAGAUAGAAAGUCAUUUAUCUCUUGACAGUCACGUCCGCCACGCGCUCGUUGUCCUUCCUAAGACCGGUCGUUGCAAAGAACGCUUGGUGGCUGUUCUUUCUCUCCACGAUUUCCCCGUCACCUCAUCCGACCCCUCGGAUAUUAGGCUUGUUAAGCAAGAGUAUAAGGAUCAAUCCAGAAUCCUUGCUUCUCAGAUUCGCGAGAGUAUCAGUCUUCACCUCACUAAAUAUAUGGUUCCUACUGUAUGGGCAAUCCUCGAAUCACUUCCCCUGACAACUUCCGGUAAAAUCAAUGGACGGGCGGUGACCCAGUGGUUGGAAAACGUGUCCGGAGACGUAUAUAACGAGAUCGCAGAUGUUGCGGCGCUGGACGUUGAUGAGACGCCUACCUCCGAUAUGGAGAAAAUGCUGCAAAACAUCUGGAGCGAGGUGCUGAAUAUCCCAACAAGCGAGAUUGGUUUGAAUCGAUCAUUCCUUAGCAUCGGCGGCGAUUCUAUAUCAGCGAUGAAGAUGGUUUCUCGCUGCCGCAAUCAACAUAUCGAUAUUGCGGUUAAGGACAUUUUCUUGAGUAAGGGCUUGUCCGAGCUAGCUACUCGAGUAAAAUUGUCUGAUGCUCCUCUUGUUCAACAACAAGAGUAUGACACCUCCUCUGAGCUUUCAGCUUCUCAAAGAAUCGCCACCAUCGGCCAAGACGUGCUUUCAGAACUCGGCUUGCUCAGCACUUCUCAAGUCGAGGACGCAUUUAUUUGCUCACCUAUGCAGGAGAGCAUCGUCCUCACCCGGGCAAGGUUUCCCGGCACUUAUGAGAUUAAGAAAGUUAUUGUGUUGGAAUCCCAGGACUCUGCGAUACUGAACGCUCAGCACAUUCGAAGUGCUUGGCAGAAGGUUGUCGAUCGACAUCAAUCACUACGAGCUGUGAUUGUCAAUGCAAUUGCUGGUAUCCCUGGCGAUGCAGUCUUCCACCAAGUCGUAUUGAAGCAAUACGAUGCAGAAGUUGUCCAAGUCCAGUACAAUGGAGACGCUACUCCUUCUAGUAUUUCCACUUAUCUCAGGAGUCUUGCCCCACCGGCAUAUGGCUCAUCUAAACCUGAGCAUAGACUCACUAUUUGCAACGUGGCCGGUAACAGAUCCUAUCUCAUGAUCGACGUCAGCCACGCAGUUGUUGAUGGUAUCUCUGCGGAAGCGAUACUUCAAGAUCUUGCACUUGCCCUCGAAGGUAGCCUUCCGUCUGGUUCAGGCCCACUCCAUGGCGACUACAUCUCCCACAUCCAAAGGCUACCGGAAAGCGAAUCCAUUGAGUAUUGGAAAACCACCCUUGGUUCCAUGCAACCUUGCAUUGUACCCAUGUACAAUGGCGACAAGAAGUCUGCAAAGCAAGCUCGAUCAAUGAAGGUAGCCUUCUCCCAAUGGGACGAACUUGUCCGAUUCUCAGAGGCAAAUGGUGUUACAAUAUCCAACGUUGUGCAAACUGCAUGGGCGUUAACUCUGAGAGCCUAUACCGGAUCGAAUGAAGUUCUCUUUGGUUAUAUGGCCUCAGGGAGAGAUUUGCCAGUUCCGGGAAUCGAAAGUGCGGUUGGUGUAUACCUAACCAUGGUUGUUUGCCAUCUCGCAUUCAAUGAAGCAGCUACGCCUGCCGAGAUGGCCCAAUUAGCACAAGAACAUUAUGUCUCUGGCCAUCCUCACCAGUAUACCCCACUAGGAAAGAUCCAGCACGCCAUGAACACGCAAGGAAUGCCAUUGUUUAACACGAUAAUGUCCUUCUACAAACCUGCAACGAAUGCAGGCGGGGAUAUUGUCUCACUUACAGCAAUUGAUGAGGUUGAUCCUUGCGAGUUUGAUAUUGCCGUUGGUGCUUAUCUGAGUGACAACGACCUGAAUAUCUCUCUUGGUUAUUGGUCAUCCGUUAUCUCUGAUGGCGAAAUGGCAAACAUUGCGAACACAUUCAGCGGGGCGAUUUCUGCAAUGCUAAGAGGCAGCCAGACCAUCGAAGAGCUUGAUCUGUUUAACGAGCGUGACCGAAGUCAAGUAUGGACCUGGAACAAGCAGGAACCUUUGGCAAUUGAGGGUGUUGUCCACGACUACUUCCACGAGCAAGUCCUCGCACAACCUGAUGCACCUGCAGUAUUCUCUUGGGAUGGAGAAUUCACCUACCGUGAACUUGAUCAAUUUUCCAACCGUCUGGCCUUUUAUCUUUCCUACCGCGGUGUCGGUCCUGAGAUACUUGUCCCACAUUGCUUUGAUAAGUCAAAAUGGGCAACAGUGGUUAUGGUUGCUAUCAUGAAGGCCGGAGGAGCAGGAGUUGGCUUGAGUCCUGCUCACCCUGUGUCGCGUCUCAGCUCCAUCAUUGAGAACUGCGAUGCUAAGGUCACUAUAGUGGCGCCACAGCAUGCUCAUCUCUUCGAAGAAAUCAACACCUCUACCAUCAUCGUGGACCGUCAAUUUAUUCAAAGCCUCCCUGGUGUUGUUGAAGGUUCGCGUCUACCCAAGGUACACCCUUCAAACCCUGCCUUUGUGUCAUUCACUUCGGGUAGUACCGGAAAGCCAAAAGGAAUUGUCCUCGAGCACCGCUCUCUGAUUACAAGCAUCCAAGCUCACGGAUCAGAAUGGGGUAUUGGUCCUGGAAGCCGUGUCAUCCAAUUUUCCGCUUACGCCUUCGAUGCUGCUGUCUCAGAUACCUUUACCACGCUUUCCAGAGGUGGCUGCGUAUGCAUACCGUCCGAACAUGAUCGGACCAACGACUUGGCCGCAGCAAUGACCCAUAUGGAAGUCAAUUGGGCAUUCUUGACUCCAAGGGUCCUGGGCACACUGUCGCCUGCUACUGUACCAUUCCUGAAAACAGUUGUAUUGGGCGGGGAGGCUAUCUCGUCGGAGGAUAUCGAUCCUUGGACCGCUGAUAUCUCCCUGAGAAUUGUCUACGGACCCACAGAAUGUACCAUUUUCAGCAUGGGCACUGAUCCAUUGACCCCAGCAAGUGAUCCAACCGGCUUGGGUCACGGUGUAGGAACCAGAGUCUGGAUUACCGACAGCAAGAACACCGACAAGCUUGCUCCUGUUGGGUGCAUUGGAGAAAUGCUAAUCGAAGGUCCCCUCGUCACUCGGGGAUACUUGAACGACCCAGAAAGAACUAAGAUCUCUUAUAUUGGAAAUCCCAAGUGGAUGCCCGUGGAUGCCAAUACACCACCACGCCGCUUCUACAAGACUGGCGAUUUGGUCCGUUAUCUGCCUGAUGGAGAUAUGAUGUUCAUCGGACGUAAAGAUACCCAGGUGAAGAUUCGAGGUCAGAGAGUCGAACUUGGCGAAAUCGAACAUGCAAUCCUGCAGAACUUAGAUUCUGUGAUCCAUGUGACUGUAGACUCAGUCGUCUUCCCGGCGUCCGGGCAAGCCAUAGUUGCCUUCAUCCACAUCGAAGACUUAUCGGAAGGCAAAUCAAGAUCGAAUGAUUUGGUUGUGCCCCUCGAUCAAGAUCUGACACUCAAACUCCGCCAGCUCGAAAAAGCCUUGAUGGACAGUCUUCCAACCUACUUCGUCCCAUCACUCUUCGUGCCGAUUAGAUUCGUUCCGAUGACGAUAUCUGGCAAGGUUGAUCGCAUCCAGCUUCGACAGAAUGCCAUCAAGUUCACCACUGCUGAAUUUGAGAUGUAUUCUUUAGCCAAUCAGCAUAAGAGAGCUCCAGCUACAGAGAUGGAGAGUAAGCUGCAGCAACUGUGGGCAGAAGUUCUAAAGAGGGAUUUAGAAGCCAUCGGAGCAGAUGACAACUUCUUCAGACUGGGUGGUGAUUCUAUCGUUGCCAUGAAGCUGGUCAAUGUUGCCCGAGCUGCUGGAUUUACUCUUGGCGUUGCUGAUAUUUUCCAAUCUCCUGAGCUGUCGAAGAUGGCCGAGUUCUUGGAAACCUCCGAACCUAAAGAUGGAACGACAACAACCGAGGCGCCAGCUCCCUUCCAGCUUCUUUCGGAUGUCUCAGACGUCGAUGCUCUACUCAGCGAAGUCUCGGAUCAGUACCAGAUUCCAAAAGCCCAUAUUCAUGACAUCUAUCCUUGUACACCACUUCAAGAGGCCCUUGUUGCGAUAUCAACCACACAGCUUGGAGCAUACGUCGCUCAAAAUGCCUUCCACUUGCCCGCCGACAUGGAUGUCGAGCUUUUCAAGGACGCGUGGCAGACGAUGGUUGACACUCACUCUAUUUUGAGGACGAGAGUCAUCUCACCUGUUUCGACUCGGUUCCUUCAGGUUGUGCUACAUCAGCAGAAAAUUUCAUGGCAAGAAGCCUCGUCUCUCGAUGCAUAUCUUGCACAGGACAAGAAGCGCCCAAUCGUCUACGGUGGCGAGUUGACCCGAUAUGGCCUUGUCAAGGAUGAGAAGACCGGACGGUUGUCAUUUGUUUGGACCGUGCAUCAUGCUGUGUAUGAUGGAUGGUCUGUGCCUUUGGUACUCGAGCAGGUCGGCCUGAUCUAUAACGAGGGAAUAACUCCCACGGAAGCGCCUUUCAACCAAUUCAUCAAGCAUCUUGAAAAUACUAGUGUCGAGGACUCCAACAAUUUCUGGCGUUCACAACUUUCCGGUGAGACUCCAGCCAGUUUCCCGAGACUUCCAAACGCAGCCUACCAGCCCCGUACAAACCAAACUCAGACGCUUCGGGUGGACGUCUCUGCGAAGUCCGAUUCGGAUAUCACAUUGGCCAUCGUUCUCCGUGCUGCCUGGGCAAUUGUUGUUGCUCGCUAUGCUGAGUCUAACGACGUCGUCCUUGGCCUUACAUUAUCUGGUCGGGAUCUAUCUGUUCCAGGUAUUCAACAAACACUCGGCCCCACAAUCACGACAGUUCCCCUGAAGAUGCAUAUUGACUCCGAGCAAACGAUUGCAAACUACCUCAAGGAUACUCAAAAACAAUCCAUUGAUAUGAUGCCAUAUCAACAUACUGGUCUGCAAAAAAUCAAACGUGUUAAUGCGGAGGCCAUGGAUGCCGCUAACUUCAAGAAUCUGUUCGUUGUUCAACCACAACCUGGAGAUAUGGUCGACUUCCUCGGAUUAGAAGAAGUGAAAAUUGAUACCCUUGGUUUCGACACCUACGCUUUGUUGGUGGAGUGUAACUAUAAGGAUAACAAGGUGGAUAUCAAGGCCAGCUAUGACGACAAUAUCCUGCCAAGCGAUCAAGUUUAUAGGCUUCUCAAUCAAUUUGAGAAAGUGAUACUCCAAAUCAACGAGCAAUCAGCAACCACAACCCUUGGCCAAAUCGACCUUUUCAGUGCACAAGACAGGAAGCAGGUCUGGGCUUGGAACUCCGUUGCCCCAACGUCGACUGAUGAGUGUGUUCAUAAUCUCAUCCGUCAACAAGUCAUGAGCCAUCCCCAAGCUAUGGCUGUUGAAUCUUGGGAUGGUAAUGUGACCUAUCAAGAGUUGGAUGAUCUUUCCUCGAAAAUGGCCUAUUUCCUCCGCACGACUUUGGGAGUCAAGCCUGAGGUCCUGGUUCCGAUGUGCUUUGAUAAAUCGGUUUGGACCGUGGUCACCAUGAUCUCAGUUGUCAAGGCUGGCGGGGCUUGUGUCAUGUUGAAUCCGGAACAUCCAGUUACCCGUCUAGGAGCACUCCUUUCGGACAUUGAUUCCCAUGUCCUUCUUGCUGCGCCACAGAACCUGCAUCUCUUCGAAACUCUUCCAUGGACUGCUACUUCCGUUGAAGGUACAUUCCUCAAGAAUCUUCCACCUGUUGCACCUGACCAGUUGUCUCAACUCCAAGUGGCCCCAACUAACCCUGCUGUCAUUAUCUUUACUUCCGGCAGUACAGGAAAGCCAAAGGGUAUUAUUGUUCAACAUAAUGCUCUCUGUACAGUCGCGACCCAGCAUGGAGAGGGUCUUGGAUUCGGAGGAGUGGGCUCCCGAGUGCUUCAAUUCGCCAAUUACACCUUCGAUGUUAGCGUUGGCGAAAUAUUCAUCACGUUAAUGCACGGAGGAACCAUCUGCAUCGCGACUGAAUAUGACAGAAUAAACAACUUGGCUGGCGUGAUUAGGUCCAUGGAGAUUGAUUGGACUUUCAUGACACCAACCGUUGCUGCUCUGUUAGAUCCGAAAGAUGUGCCAAACCUGAAGACCCUUGUCCUUGGUGGAGAGGCAGUCUCCCAAAGCUUAGUUGAUCGGUGGUCCCCACACUUAACUAUGAUUGACUCAUACGGACCAGCUGAGAGUACUAUCUGGACAUCCCAUGCAAUGCCUGGCCCAAAUGUCGCACCAUCUAACAUUGGAUUCGGCGUUGGCUGUCGAUUAUGGGUCGUUGAGAGUUCAGACCACAACAGGCUGACACCUGUGGGCUGUGUCGGAGAACUCUUAAUUGAAGGUCCUGUUGUAUCUAGAGGAUACUUAAAGGAACCCGAGAAAACCAAAGCCGCCUUUAUCGAGAACCCAGCGUGGAUGCAGCAAUUCGCCUCUGGCCCUCAUCGCUUUUACAAGACUGGUGAUUUAGUCCGAUACAAUUCCGAUGGCUCCCUCACUAUUGCCGGACGUAUCGAUAGUCAAGUUAAAUUCCACGGUCAGCGAAUCGAGCUAGGCGAGAUCGAAUUCCAUAUUAGGGCCCGACCUGAGAUCGAAGCCGGCAUGGUUGCUAUGCCGAAAACCGGGCUUUGCAACUCCAAGCUCGUUGCGGUUAUAGCUAUCACAGAAUUCGAGCCGCUAGCUCUCGAAGGUGAUGCUGUUGCACUUGUUAAACCCAACUUCAAGGAAAGAGCUCAAGCCAUCGUCAGUGACAUCCGAGAUGGGCUGUCUGAUCUCCUUCCACCUUAUAUGGUGCCCACUGUCUGGAUGGUUUUGGACGCCAUUCCUCUCACAGCAUCGCGAAAGAUCAACAGAGUGCCGAUAAAUAAAUGGAUUCGAGAAGUUAGCAAAGAAGAUUACCUCGAGAUUGUUGACGUCACCGCCAGCAAGAAUGAGCAACCAACCACCUCGAUGGAGAAGCAACUCACUGACGUGUGGAGUCAUAUCCUGGAUAUCCCAGCCGACAAUAUUGGUGCCAACCGAUCCUUCCUCAGUCUUGGAGGUGACUCGAUCACUGCUAUGCAAGUGGUAUCCCGAUGCCGAACCAUGAAAAUUCAACUGAGUGUCGAAGACAUCUUGAAGAGCAAGUCCCUGGCAGAACUCGCAUCGCGGGCAAAAUCGUUGCUAGGUCCAUCCAUCUCCAAGGAUGAAGAUUUCGAUACUCCCUUCCAGCUUUCUCCUGUCCAACAGCUCUACUUCAACGAUGUUGUUCCACGUGAUGGUUCAACGAAGAAGGGGGUUCACUACAAUCAAAAUGUUCUCGCUCGUUUCACUCGCCAUGUCAACGCCGCCGACGUUGCUCAAGCAAUCACCACGAUUGUUAAGCAUCAUUCUAUGCUGCGUGCAUCCUUCAAGAAAGACAAUACUGGCCAGUGGAUGCAGACUGUUAGUCGCGAUAUCUCCGGAUCUCAUGUGUUCGAGAGUCAUGGCAGGACAAGCCGUGAGAGAAUGGUCUCAGUGGUAAACAAUCGCCAGGCUGGCAUGGAUAUCCAGAAUGGUCCAAUCUUCGCGGUUGAUCUCUUUGACAUGGCAGAUGGCGGCCAAUUGAUUUCGCUCUGCGCCCAUCACUUGGUGAUCGACUUGGUGUCCUGGCGAAUCAUCCUCCAGAAUCUUGAGGAACUGCUUGAGUCAAAGUCCAUGAGCAUCGAGACACCCGUGCCUUUCCAGACCUUGAAUCGUUUGCAAAUAGAGAGGUCGAAGGAUCUUAUCCCCAGCACAGCGCUUCCUGUCCAGCUUCCUCCAGCAGACCUCAAAUAUUGGGGAAUGUCUGAAAUGCCUUCCUGGAACGAUGUCGAAGAGAUAAAUUUCGCAUCUAGCGAGGAGACGACUUCUCUGCUUUUUGGCACUGCGAAUGAGUCCCUUAAAACAGAGCCCGUGGAAAUCAUCUUGGCUGCGCUUCAGCAGUCCUUCCGUAACACUUUCGAUGACCGCGAUGCACCUGCCAUCUUCUGUGAAGGCCACGGUCGAGACGCCUGGGGCCCUCAAGUCGAUGCCUCGGGGACUGUUGGCUGGUUCACAACCUUCAACCCCAUUCACGUUUCGGGCGAUUCUCAAUCAGAUCCCCUGGACGCCAUCAGACGAACUAAGGACAUUCGCCGAAAGAUCCCACGCAACGGUUGUGACUACUUCAGCUGCCGGCAUUUCUCACCAGCCGGAAUCGAAUCGUUCAGACACCACAAGGAUAUGGAGAUAUGCUUCAACUACAUGGGUCGCUACCAGCAACUCGAGCGUGACGGUGCUCUAAUCCGGCAAGAGGCUUUGCAGGAUGGCGAAGUUAUCAGCCCUGUUGGCGAAGACGCACGACGCCUCGCAGUGUUUGAUAUUUCUGCUGUUGUAACCAAGGGACAACUUAAGGUUUCGUUCUUCGUUAACCGCACCACGCAACGUAUGGAUAAGAUCCAUAGCUGGGUCUCACAAUUCGAGCAACUAUUGCAAUCCGUCGCUCAACUCCUCAUCAAGGCAUCUACUCAACAAACAUUGAGCGACUUCCCUCUGAUGUCGAUGGAUUAUGAUGGCCUUACCUCAUUUUCUAACACACUCAAUGAAAUCGGAGUUUCCAGUUCGAACGUCGAAGAUCUCUAUCCUGCGUCUGCAAUGCAAGAAGGCAUUCUGAUCAGCCAGGCCAGGGAACCUGACGCUUACAAAGUACGCCAAAUAUUCAAGGUUACCUCAAAUGACCAGUCACUCCCCAUUGAUGCGGCAACCAUUCAAAACGCGUGGCAAAAGGUGGUCAACUUCCACGCCUUGCUUCGAACCAUCUUCUUGGACUCAUUCGACGAAUCUGGGGCAGGCUUCUAUGAUCAACUUGUCCUCAAAGAUUUCCCGGCCGAUGUCCAAAUCCUUCAAUAUGAUGGUGAGGGCGAAGACGUCGUGUCCUUCCUCGAGGAACAGCCAAGCCCAGACUACAGUGAGCGUCGUCCUCCUCACCGCAUCACAUUGUGCGAGGCAACAGACGGCAUUUAUAUGCAUUGGGAAAUAUCCCACUCGCUUAUUGAUGGCACUUCAAUGGCACUUGUCAUGCGGGACUUUACGCUUGCCUUUGAAGACCUCCUACCUUCCGGUACAGGGCCACUAUACAGUGACUACAUUGCGUACUUGAAGAAGCAGCCUGAGUCGGCCUCUUUGGACUUCUGGACCGGUUAUCUUGCAGAUAUUGAGCCAUGCCAUUUCCCAAGCUUGCGGGAUGUGCCACCUAAGGAGAUGUCAAAUGAACAGCACUCAAUAGUUGUGAAUUUGGAUGUUGAGUGUGACCUACAGAAAUUCUGUGAGCAGCACGAAAUAACCGUGGGAAACUUGAUGCAAGCAGCCUGGGGUCUGGUAUUGAAAUCAUAUACUGGAUCAGAUGAUGUUUGCUUUGGAUAUAUGGCAGCAGGCCGCGAUGUCCCCGUGGAGGAUAUUUACAAUGCAGUUGGGCCGUACAUUAACCUCCUGGUCUGCCGAUUAGAUUUAUCAGGAGAAGUCGCAGUGGGCCAACUUUUAGCCAAGCUCCAGGACGAAUAUGUUGACUCACUUCCACAUCAACACACAUCACUUGCCAAAAUUCAGCACGCGUUAGAAAUUCCCGGUCUGGCGCUCUUCAAUACCAGUAUAUCUUUGCAGAGACUACCUCCUCCUGGCCCAGAGCCAAAGAUAGCUUUUGAGGUGGUGGACCAAAUGGAUCCCACAGAGUAUGUUCUCUCGUUGGACAUAACCACUGGAGGAGCUGAAAUUGAAGUCGUCCUGACACAUAUAAUUUCACAUAUCCCUGAGGAUCGCGCAGUUAAUAUUGCUAACACGUUUGGCACUGCCAUCAAAUGUCUAAUGUCGUCUUACGACAAGACCGUAGGCAGCCUCGACCUUGUCAGUGAGGAGGACAAGGAGCAAAUAAGCAUGUGGAGUGGCCUUAGCCCACGACCCGUCGACAGUUGCAUCCACUGGUUGAUUGAGGAGCAAGCUCUCGCUCAACCCUACGAACCAGCCGUGCAAUCAUGGGAAGGCGAUGCAACUUUCACUUAUCACGAACUGAAUCAAGCCGCCGUACGCUUUGCCCAGAAACUGAAAACUUCCGGAGUUGGACCAGAGGUUCUUGUACCUCUCUGUCUCAAAAAUUCUGCCUGGACUAUUGUGGCAAUGUUGGGAGUUCUCAAAGCAGGAGGAGCUUAUGUUAUGCUCAGCCCCAAUGACACUCGAGCCCGCUUGGAAAGUCUGAUCAAAUGUACCGCAGCUUCCGUGGUCAUCACAUCUCCACAGUAUUCCUCACUGUUUUCGGACAUGGGAGUCAACGUCAUCUCCAUAGAUGGUCCUUCCUUCAAGAAACUGCCACCUGCCAAACGCUUUUCGCCAAACAAAACAACUCCCAGGAAUGCUGCCAUGGUUGUUUAUACCUCAGGGAGCACGGGCGCUCCAAGAGGCACUAUUUUAGAACACAGGUCUAUAUGCACAAUGGCAACACGACAUGGACCCACUGUUUCUAUGACCCAAAGAGCAAGUGUGUUGCAAUUCGCUGCCUACACUUCUAGCGUCAGCAACUCGGAGAUCUUGACCACUUUGAUUAACGGAGGGUGUAUCUGUAUCCCAUCUGACGAUGAGAAGACAAAUGAUAUUAGUGGCGCUAUCAGCAGAAUGGACGUCAACUGGGCAUUCCUUUCACCGACUGUUGCUAAACUUGUCAACCCAUCCGACGUUCCGAGCCUCCAGACUCUGGUGCUUGGUGGCGAGCCCGUUACUUCAUCUCUCACCAAGCAGUGGAAAACUGUACAGAUCGUUAAUUCAUACGGUUUAUCUGAGUGCUCCCUGUGGACAUCAAAUGCCUGGCAGAAGAGAAGUGGAGCUGUCUCCCCUUCGAAUAUUGGGAGAGGAAUUGCAUCAAGGUUAUGGAUCGCCGACCCCUCAAAUCACAAUCGCCUUGUCCCAGUUGGCGCUGUCGGUGAGCUGUUAAUUGAUGGGCCACUUGUUGCUAGAGGCUAUCUUGAAACUCCCGAAGCAGAAUCUGCAUUUGUCACGGAGCCAGAAUGGUUCGAAGAAUAUGACGAAACCUCCGAAUCCGAGCCUGCUCAUAUUUUCAAGACGGGUGACUUAGUCCGAUACAGCUCCAACGGGAUGUUAACAUUCGUCGGCCGCAAGGAUUCCAAGGUCAAACUACAUGGUCAAGCAAUCGACUGCAGCGAAAUCGAAAAUCAAGUCGCCAUGGUUCUCCCCGGAUCCCAACAAGUUGCUGUAGAAGUCGUCUCAAUGGCGACACAGGAAGGAAAGCAUACUCUGAUCGCAUUCUUCUCUGAAAACAAGAGCACCGUGCCGAACCUUUCAGGGGAAGGGCUACUCCUACCGCCUUCAGACACUUCCCGGAAAUACUUGAAAUCCAUGCAGGCCGAGCUUGGGAAAGUACUUCCACAGUACAUGAUCCCGACCGUGCUUGUGCCGCUUGGUUCCUUGCCGUUAACUUCCUCGAUGAAACUAAACCGCCGUUCGUUGCAGGAUCUUAGCAGCAACUUCACCGAGGAUCAGCUCGCUCUAUACUCGUUGAGUGAGUCAGCAAAGCCAAAGAAGUCAGCUAUGUCCUCUAAAGGAAAGACGCUCUCCAGUAUCUGGGCCCAGGCUCUUGGCGUCCCGGUUGAGUCUAUUGGAGCGAACGACCACUUCUUCCGUCUGGGAGGUGACUCUAUCACGGCGAUGAAGAUGGUCACCAUAGCCCGGACCCAAGGAUACUCUAUCACGGUGUCGGACGCAUUCCAAAAUCCCCAAUUGUCAGCGAUGUUGAAGGUGUUUAGGAAGCUCAACGAGUCGACUGAACUUUCCAUCAUAGGCUCGGAAGACCCAGAUGUUUUCUCCUUGGUUGAUGGAAAGGCCGACGUCGAACCACUCACCGAGGAGGUGGCCAAGCAGUGCGGUAUCGACAAAGAUUUGAUUGAGGAUAUAUACCCCUGCACACCUUUCCAAGAAGAUUUGAUGGCGGUCGAGACACAUAAAUUGUCAACCAACGUCUCUCGACACGUGUACGAGAUCCCCUCUAAUGUGGAUAUUCCGCGCUUCCGAAGCGCCUGGGAGGUUCUCUUUGCCUCUAGUGCUACUUUAAGAACCAGGAUCGUCAACACGGAGCACGGUCUAUUCCAGGUCGUUUUGAAAGAAAAGAUAUCAUGGCAGAAUGGCGAAUCUCUCGAGCAGUAUCUAAACCAAGAUAAGGAUAUCUCGGUCACAUAUGGAAGUCCGCUCACUCGUUACGCCAUUGUUGGCAAUCCCCGAAAGAGGUUCAUAGUCUGGACCGCACAUCAUAGCGUGUAUGAUGAAUUUACCACACAACUGGUUGCGCAACAGAUUACAUCAAUCUACACAGAGGGCGUCGUUUUAGAGGAAGUCACCUACAACAAAUUCGUCCACUAUCUUGGAGCAGUUGAUCCAAACUCUGUUGGGUCCUUUUGGCGCGCUCAGCUCGCAGAGGAGUCAUCUAGAUACCCGCCACUACCCUCUACUACGUAUCAACCACGGACAAACAACAGGACAGCCCGCACCAUCCGCGCUUCUCGAAUUGACAGUGAGGUUCCACUUUCCAAUAUCCUCCGUGCAGCUUGGGCAAUUGUCCUCUCCGUACAUGGAAACUCUGAAGAUGUUGUAUUCGGUGCUACUCUCCCUGGCCGUUACGCAAAUCUCGAGGGUAGCAUGCAAGUUAUGGGGCCUACUGUCUCCACAGUUCCAGUUCAAAUUAGCUUGGAUCGCUCCAAAUCCGUCUCAGACUUCCUCCGACAAGUCAACAGCCAGGCGGUUGCUAUGAUUCCCUACGAGCACACAGGCUUGAAAAAUAUUCAGCGUGUCAGCAAGGAAGCCAAAGAUGCCGUCGACUUCAAAAAUCUUCUCGUCAUUCGGCCUACUCCCAAACAUGGCUACCCAUCCGAUUUCCUGGGCUUGACUCGAAAGGAUGUUGAUGUGAAAAGUCCUUAUGCCUAUGCCCUUGUCCUAGAAUGCAACUUGGGUGAAAAUUCUGUGGAAGUCCAAGUUGCUUGGGACAGGAACGUUCUCCCGGCAGAGCAUAUCGAGGGGAUAAUGAAUCAAUUCGAGCUCAUCGUCCAUCAACUAAACGAUCUCGACAUGAAUUCCGCUAUGACGGUCGAUCAGAUCGAAACCAUUACCGCCCAGGAUCUCCAGCGUAUUGCAGAGUGGAAUACCGAGAGGCCGCGUGCUUUGGAGGCCUGUGUCCAUAGCUUUUUCGAAGAGCAAGCACUCAAACAGCCCAACGCAUCUGCUGUUGAGUCCUUCGAUGGCAACUUCACAUAUGCCCUGCUCAAUGACAUGGCAACCCGCCUCAGCCAAUUUUUGGUCAGUCGAGGAGUGAAGCUUGAGGACAAAAUUCCUAUUUGCUAUAAGAAGUCGGCAUGGGUUAUUGUGGCUAUGUUUGGUAUCAUGAAGAGUGGAGGAACUUUUGUCUUGCUUAAUCCCGAAAGUCCUGUUGAUCGGCAACGGGGCCUCAUCAACGAUUUGGGAUCCAACAUGGUAUUGUGCGAUUCGCACUCAGCCACGGCCUUCGCUUCGGUGCUCCCAAGUUCAGGGGUCAUUCUCAUGGACGAGGCUUUUAUCCAAAAUCUCCCAGUCGAAAAUAUCGCGCCCGCUAUAGUGCCGCCCUCAAGCGCUGUCUUGGUACAAUUUACCUCCGGCAGUACAGGGAAGCCAAAGGGGAUUGUUCUAGAGCAUAGGUCUGUCUGCACUGGCUUGCUAGCUCACGGUGAGCAAACAGGCAUGGGAACACACACACGUACUUUCCAGUUUGCCUCCUAUACCUUUGAUAACAGCAUUGAGGAAAUUCUCUCCACCCUGAUGCUCGGCGGAACAGUCUGUGUGCCCUCCGACUUCGACAGAAUGAACGAUGUUUCUGGUGCUAUGGCAAGGAUGCGAGUCAACUGGGCAGACCUUACCCCGACUGUUGCUGUCCUCCUCGACCCAAGCAUCAUACCAACGAUGGAGACACUUGUGCUCAGUGGGGAAUCAAUCACCAAGGAAGUUGUCGAACUCUGGGCUGACCAUGUUAAAUUGGUUAACAGCUACGGUCCAAGUGAAUGCACAGUCGCAACAUCUUGCAACACCCGUUUGGCGGAGACAAGGGAUUUCUCUAAUGUUGGCAAAGGCUUUGGAUGUACGCUUUGGAUUGUUGACCCUCAAAAUCACAACCGCCUCGCUCCAAUUGGGUCAAUUGGGGAACUUUUGAUUGAAGGACCCAUUGUCGCAAGAGAAUACUUAAAUGAUCCCGAGAAGACAGCAGCUUCAUUCGUUCGCGAUGUUCCUUGGGCAAAGGAUAUGCCCGGAGACCUUAAAAAGUUCUACAAGACUGGAGACUUAGUUCAGUAUAACGCAGACUCGACUAUCAGCUUUAUUGGCCGACGAGAUAACCAAGUAAAGCUUUACGGCCAGCGAAUUGAACUUGGAGAAAUCGAACAUCAAGUCAAGUUAGCCCUCCCAGAUAGCACGUACCAAGUUGCCGUGGAGGUUCUUACUCCAGAAUCGCGAGGGAAGAACAAGUCUCUUACAGCCUUCUUUUGCCAGGGCAAUUCAACUGCUGUAGGAACCGACAAUCUUAUUUUACCUUCACAGGAUAGCCUGCAGGCCAUGCUUGCAGAGUUGCUAUCCAAGCUCCAGUCUGUCUUGCCAGCCUACAUGAUACCGGCUAUGUUCAUUCCUGUGUCAUAUAUGCCUCUGUCAACCUCCGCAAAGCUUGACCGAAAGACACUUCGCCAAAUGGGAAAUCAAUUAUCUGGUGAAGCGCUUGCCUCGUACUCUGUCUCGAACGUCAAAAGAGGAGCAACGGAGAAGACGACAAACGGCCUCGGGAUUUCGUCCCAACCUCAAACAAAUCCUGGGCUUCCGUCCCAGCCUCGAACAAAUCCUGGACUUUCGUCCCAACCUCAAACAAAUCCGGGCCGUUCGUUCCAGCCUCCAACAAACUUUGCUCCCAACACGCUACAACCUUAUUCACUACUCCCCAAGAAAUGCGAUAUUGCAACUUUACGAAGUGAUGCCGCAAGACAAUGCGGCGUCAGCGAUGAGGACGUCGAAGACAUUUACCCUUGCACUCCCCUUCAAGAAGGGCUGAUGGCUCUGACAGCUCGACGCGAACUCUCCUAUAUUUCUCGAACAAUCUAUCGUUUGCCUGAUAGUAUUGACUUGAAUCGCUUCAGAGACACAUGGGAGCAUGUGGGCCGUACCCAGUCUAUUCUCCGAACUCGCAUUGUCCAAACUGCUUCCCGAACAUUCCAGGUCGUGGUAAAAGAUGGGCCAGAAUGGCAGUCUUCGCCUACAUUAGAGGAAUACACGGCAAAAGACCUCGAGACGCCAAUGACCUACGGAACACCCUUGAUUCGAUAUUGCCUCAUAAAUGGUAGGGACAGCCAGUCUGACUCCUUCUUCGUCUACACCGCCCAUCACUCGGUAUAUGAUGGAUGGAGUGACUCUUCGUUAAUCGAAGGUAUUGAGUUGGCAUAUACACAUGGUGUUGCCAGUCUACCUGAUGUUACCCAAUACAACAAGUUCAUUCAAUUCCUUGAAAAUACCGAUGUUGCCGCUUCAAACAAAUUCUGGCAAAAUCAACUCUCUGGAGGAACUCCGACAAGCUUUCCUCGACUGCUAUCUCCUACAUUUGAGCCAAAGCCUACUAAGGUGCAAUCCCGCAAGCUUGAGCUUCCAAGAACCGGCUCUACGUUCACCCUGACAACCUUGUUAAAAGCCGCAUGGUCAAUGGUUCUAAGUCAAUAUAGUGAUUCGGAUGACGUGAUUUUUGAUCAUGUCUUGUCAGGUCGCAGUGCUCCCGUGGAGAAUAUCGACACUAUGAUCGGCCCCACGCUAUGUACAGUGCCAUUCCGUGUCCGUAUUGACAGGACCAAGAAGGCAGAGGAGUUUCUGUCCGAUAUUCAACUGCAAUCAAUAGAGAUGAUGCCAUUCGAACAAGCAGGCGUUCAAAACAUCCGUCGUCUGCCGGGUGUCGACGCAGGAUCGGGAUCUGGAAACUUGUUCCUUAUUCAGCCAGCCUUGGCAGCGGGUGUUGCAGGUCCACUAGGCAUGGAAAUAAUCCCAACAUCACACGAUGACUUCGAAACUUACGCUCUUCUUCUCGAAUGCCACGUCUCAGAUUCCGGUCCUGUUGAACUUCUCGUCCGAUUUGAUGAGGCUGUGAUCGAUGAAGGGGAAGUCUCCUGGUUGCUGACGCACUUUGAAGUCGCUGCCCGGAACUUGCUGCUUAAUCCGUCUUCGCAACUUAACGAGAUGUCUCUGUUCAGCGAAAACGACAUUCACCAACUUAUGGAGUGGGUUGGCCCUCCCGUCGAAACAUGUGAGGCUUGCGUACACGACUUGUUCAAAACUCAGGCCGAGCUUAACCCAUCCAAGCAAGCUAUACGCUCAUGGGACGGGGAUUUCACGUACGGCCAAUUGGAUUCCCUAUCAACCCUCAUCAGCAGCCAUCUUCGGAGCAUUGGAGUACAACAGAACUCAUACGUCCCGUUGUGCUUCAACAAAUCAGCCUGGGCUAUCGUUGCCAUGUUAGCAGUCUUGAAAGCCGGAGCUGCAAUUGUCAUGCUAAAUCCGGAGCACCCAGUUGCACGUCUCAGGGAAAUCGUCGAGGAGACCGGGGCAAAUGUUAUCCUAGCUGGACUAAAAGAGGCUGCAAUCGUCAAAGAUCUCGCUGAUUCCGUCUUACCCGUUGAUUCAAGCCUCGUAGUUCGAUUUGGACCAGUGCCUACGAUAGGGAAGCUCUUCGUGAGCCCCAGAUCUCCAGUAUAUGUCGUUUUCACUUCUGGAAGCACGGGCAAGCCCAAAGGGGUUGUCAUCGAGCACAAGGCUUUCGUUACAAGUGCUCGCCACCAUUCCAAGAUGAUAAAGCUGAAUUCAAGCUCCCGGGUGUUACAAUUUGCAGCCUACACUUUCGACAUCAGUAUGGCCGAUAUCUUCUCAACUCUCAUUGUUGGUGGGACGGUAUGCGUUAUUUCCGAUACUGACAGGACGAAUAAUCUGGUCCAGGCCAUCAACAACCUAGACGCCAACUGGGCCUGCCUGACUGCAACUGUGGCUGGUCUAUUUCAGCCUUCGGAAGUCCCGAGCUUGAAAACUCUAACUCUUUGUGGCGAAAGUCCGACUGAGGGCAAUGUAUCGACGUGGGGAGGAAAGGUUGAGUUUGUGAAUGCAUACGGUCCUGCCGAAGCUUCAGUCUAUUGCUGCAUCCAAUCAAACGUACUCGCAACCACAAGCCCAACGAACAUUGGAACAGGAAGUGGGUUGAGGGUGUGGAUUACUGAAAAAGAGGAUCCUCAAAAGCUGGUCCCUGUUGGAGGUGUGGGAGAGAUGUUGAUUGAGGGGCCUAGCUUGGCACGAGGCUACCUAAACGAUGCUGGGAAAACUAGGGCGGCCUUUAUCGAGAAUCCUCUUUGGAUGCAGAAUUACCCUCAAAUCGGAGGAAAUCGUCGACUUUACAGAACUGGCGAUAUGGCCAAGUAUAAUUUUGAUGGAACAGUCGAGUUUUGUGGACGCAGAGACAACCAGGUGAAGUUUAACGGACAACGGCUGGAAACCCAGGAAAUCGAGCAUCAUAUUAGGUCUCGACUCGACCGUUUGGACAUUACUGUCGAUGCUAUUAACCUAGCAUCCCAAAACGACAAGAAGAUUCUAGUCGCCUUCUUCUAUCAUCCAGAUAACGUAUCAUCGGAGUGGACCGCAGACGAGCUCGCUCUCAGCUUGAGCGAUACCACACAGAACAUGUUUGUUGAUUUACGAUCCGAUCUUCUCCGCUCGAUACCUUCGUUCAUGAUUCCCUCUCUCUUCAUUCCGCUGAGGGGGAUGCCGAUCAAUACCUCUUUCAAAUUGAAUCGAUUGGUGCUCCGGCAAUUGGUCAACGGCCUCAACAAUGCAUCAUUCCGAAGCUAUGCCCUUGUCGAUGCCGAAAAGAAGGCGCCUUCGACCGCGCUAGAGAAGCAGCUUUCCAGUCUCUGGGCCAGCGUCUUAGGCACUCCACAAGACUCGAUCGGAGCCACCGACAACUUCUUCCAACUUGGAGGCGAUUCUAUUUCCGCAAUGAAACUUGUCGGCCGCUUGAGAUCAGCCGGUAUCUCAAUGACCAUCGUUGACAUUUUCGAACACCCGAGAAUUGUAGAUGCAGCUACCUUUAUCACUACAAACCGCUCUCUCGUUACGGGUGCCCCAGCCAGAGAUAUUUCGCCCUACAAGCCCUUCUCGAUUGUUGGGAAUGCCAACUUGGGUGCCUUCCUCCAAAAGGUAUCCGAGAAGGCUGUUGUUGAAAAGAAUAACAUCGUGGAUGUCCUACCUACAACUACAUCUCAAGAUAUAGCCCUAGUUGGAGGCCUAACAGAUUCUCGCUGGAUGUUGAACCACUUCUACUUCGACGGCAAUGGACCAGUCGAUAUUGAACGAGUCCGACGAAGUUGCUUCAAGCUUGUCCAGAGCCUCGAAAUCCUUCGCACUGUUUUUAUCCUUCAUGAAGGCAGAUUCUUGCAAGUCGUUCUUGAAUCACUCGCCCCUAAGUUCUCGGUCUAUGAAACGGAUGGCGAUAUCGACGUUUUCGCCCAACGCCUCUACGAAGACAGUUUCAACCGCGACAUUCCCCUCGAGCAGCCUUUAAUCCAGUUCACCGUUAUCAAGCAACUGUCCUCUUCGAAGCACCGCAUCACCAUGCGCCUGUCACAUGCGCAGUAUGACGGUGUAUCUAUAUCUGGUAUCUGGGAGACUCUUAUGGCUGCUUUCAAAGAACAAUCUAUGCCACAAGCACCUGGGUUCUCUCGCUAUGCCUUCCUGUCUAACGUAGUCAGCGCGAAGGCGGCCACGAAGAAUCACUGGACGAAACUUCUUGCGGGUUCCAGCAUGACAAGUCUUGUUUCUCGCCAAGCGCCUGAGCUGCGCAAACCAUCAGAUAAGGUCGCAACGCUGACGAGGGCCAUUCGGCCCGCAGCUCUUUCCACCCCAGGACUGACAUUUGCAACAACCGUCAAAGCUGCGUGGUCUCUUACCCUUGCAAAUUUGUCGUCCAAGCCAGACGUUGUUUUCGGAAAUACUGUUAACGGUCGAAGCUUGCCUAUCGACGGGGUCGAGGAUAUUGUCGGUCCUUGCCUGAACAUUGUACCAGUCAGAGUCACCUUGCAGUCAGACUGGAAGAUAAUCGACCUUCUAAAGCAUGUGCAAAGCCAGCAGCUUCUCAGCACACCUUUCGAAUCGAUGGGUUACCGUGAUAUAUUCAAAAAAUGCACAAGCUGGCCGAAAUGGACAUACUUCAGCAGCAUUGUGCAGCAUCAAAACAUUGGCCCCAACGAGCCGAUCAAACUUGAUGGCACCACCUACGAACCUGGAUUCAUGGGAACCGAUCUCGACCUAGUGGACGUUUCUAUCGUCUCCACGCCCCUUGAGGAUGGUUCAAUGGAAAUCAGUCUCAAUUACUCACACAACAUUCCUUCAGAACUCGCCGAGGAGCUACUCGAAAUGUUAUGCGAAUACACGAUGAGCUUUUCCUCGAACCCGAACGCUCCUCUGCCUAAUCCAUCUGCUAUCACUCAGCAGAAGCAAGUCAUUCCGCUCGCACCUAAAUCCCCUGGAUCCGUUGCAAGCUCACGCACAUUUGAGUCGCUCGAGCCUAAAGAGGCAGCGGCACUCCAGACGGUCUUGAAGGGAGCAUGGAGCGAGGUUUUGGAGAGCCCUUCAGAGAUCAAAUUGGAAUCUUCGAUCUUCGAAUUGGGCGGUGAUGUUGUAAACGUUGCACAGCUGGCAGUCCUAUUGAGGGCGAAGAGCUUUAGUGUCAGCGUGGAAGACCUUGUCCGAUUCCCAACUAUAGAGGGACAGGUCGAAUUGCUCUCUCCACAGGUUGGAACGGCAAAGCAAAUUUUGGGAUAG